AUGGCUUCAGGAUUGGCUGGAAUUGCAAUAGUUCUUGGUACUGCUGAUGUUCUCCAUGCUUUUGCCAUUGUGGAGAAGGAAGACAUGUUCAAGAAGACCCCUUGCCCAGCUUUCCUGAUGUUUGAAAAUGCUGCUUACCUGGCUGACAUGAGCUUUGAGCUGCCUUGCAAUUGCAAGCCCGAGGAAAUCACUUCUGUGGUUUGGUACUUUCAGAAGAACAUGGGCAGUCAGCAGACUAAGGUCUUGACAGACUUUGAUGGCACUUUGGUUGUGGACUCCAGCCACAUCAAGAUGGGCAUCGACAUGCUCCGGCGCUUCAGCAUAAGGAUGUUCAGUCUCAUUGUCUUCCGUGCUCAACUGGAAGAUUCAGGGCACUAUAUUUGUGGUACAAAGAAAGGAGAGUUCUUCUAUGGCUAUGAUGUAGAUGUGCAGACUUCCAAGGACAUAACUGUUGCUUUUGCAGAUGAGGAUCAACACCCACAAAGGGACCACAAUGAGACACACUUCAUGGUCUUCACCAUCUUCUGGGACUGGACCAAGUGCAAUCGCUGUGAUGUCAGAGGUGAGCAACGAAGAAUUGGGCUGUGUUAUGUGCAGAGCCCUUAUCUGCUCAAGCGAUACCGUACUACUAUAGCAGAGGUAGCCUCCUGUGGCUCAAAGUCAGUCCCACAGCAGUUUCGGGGUGUUCAAAUUAGGAAGCCUGAGGUCAUUAUCCGAAGUUGCAUGGCAUCUUGCAGAAGGAAGAUAUCCGCAAAUGGAGAGGCAUCCAUCUCAAAUGUCAUCUCAAAGCUUGGAGAAAAACCCUGGGUUCCCGACAUCCCAAUUCAAUUCCACAAACAGGCCCUUGGCAGCGGGUUGAUCAUUGCCUGUCCUGGUGCUCGGCCAGAGCAUGCCGUGGCUUGGGACAAAGACUCAACUCGGCUGUACCUCACUAGGUUCCUUGCUGGGGUCAACAAGAGCAUGAGGGUCUUCAUUGAUCAUGGAAAUCAUCUGCAUAUCCGCUUUGCCCAGAUGAAUGACAGAGGUAUCUAUUACUGCUGGCGAGAGGGGCAAAUGGUUGCUGGUUUCCGGCUAUCUGUGGUGUAUGAGAGCCGCCACAAAAGAAGCAUUGAUGAUCCUGAGACACAAUAUGCUAUCAAGGCCAUCCUCACAAGCUAUGUCUUCAUUGCCCUCCUCUUUGUUGUCAUCCACAUUGUCCGCUGCUGCUUUUAUGCCUUCAAGUGCACAUACGUUGAAUAG
Molecule: messenger RNA, 1239 nt
Organism: Rhineura floridana
Lineage: Eukaryota; Metazoa; Chordata; Lepidosauria; Squamata; Rhineuridae
Gene: FAM187A
Product: family with sequence similarity 187 member A
Exons: 1
Coding region: 1-1239 (412 amino acids)
Source: RefSeq, a predicted model, not a curated record